AUGGGGUCAAUGCCAAUGCCGAUACCGAAAGAAGUCGAGAGUCUGAGCGGGAAUGGGGAUGGGAACGGGGGUGGGAACGGGGGUGGGAAUGGAAAUGGAAAUGGGCAUGGGGAUGAGGAUGAGGUCCGGACUGGGAGGCAGCAAGAGAGAGAACAAGAGGAAGAACAAGAGGGAAAGCAAGAGCAGGAACAGGAGCAAGAGCACGAGCAAGAGCGAGAGCCAGCAGAGCUAGAAUCACAGCAAGAACUACAGCAGAACGAAAGGGGCUCUCUCCCUCCUUCUCCCUCUACCACCACGACCACGACCACGACCACGAUCCCGACCCCGACCACGAUCCCGACCACGACCACUGAUCCUACUCCGACCGCCCCAACUCCAUCGAAACACGUCGCCCACGACUCCAUGGUCACGGUGCGCCUCUCCGAACCUCCCACAGCGCCGACCCUGCACCUCGAUACCGCUAUCCCUACGGUCACGCAUCCGCAUACAAAUACCAUCGAGACAACGACACCAGAGAAGGAGGUACAGACGCCCGGUACCAGGCUCGACGGCGUGGAGGAGCAUGUGCUAGAGGAGGAAGAAGCAGAGACAGAGGAACAGGCGGGAGAGAGCCCGAGGAUCGCCACCACGAUGAGCCCCGGGGGAAACCAGUCGCUGCCCAGGGGAUCUGCCGGAGACGGGAUGAGCCAGAGGACAUCGCGGAGGGGCAGCGAAAGCGAGGACGGCGACGGAGACGACGACGGGGACAGAGACAGUGCGGAGGGCGAAGGCGUGAAUUGGGAGGAGCUGGAGAGGACCGAGGAGAAUGAGCCCAGGGACGAGAGCUCGGAUGAUUCAACCGCCCUCCUCCUCGCUCGACUCGAGCAAGAAAACGCUGCCCUCGUCUCGAACCCCAAAUCCGGCAUCGUCAAGGUCCAGGUCGUGGACAGCGCGAGAGCGAGACACAAAUCGAGACCCCCGUCGAUACAGCACCUCAAAAGACUCGUCAAUGGCCCGACACCCGCUGCCCUGCGGUACUCGUUGAUUCCGGCGCCGCCUAUGACGGACCUCGAGUUCUACGCUGCGCUGGUGCAGGACUACUCAAGGACAGCACAAUACCUGCCUACCUUACUGUCGAAGAAGAUACGGAGUGGGAUCCCACCUCCGUUGAGGGGGGUGGUGUGGCAGAGUAUGUCUGGGGCCCGGGACACGAUGCUGGAGGAACAGUUUGACAGGCUGUGUGGGGAGUCGAGUCCGUAUGAGGGCAUUAUUGGGAAAGAUCUGGGGCGGAGCUUCCCGGGGGUGGAGAUGUUUCGCGAUCCGGAAGGCGACGGCCAGCGGAUGCUGGGGAGGGUGCUGAAGUGCUUCAGUCUGUACGAUCAUAAGAUUGGGUACUGUCAGGGCUUGGGCUUUCUUGUUGGCCCGUUGCUGAUGCACAUGGGCGACAGGCAGGCAUUCUGCGUUCUUGUUCGGCUGAUGGAGCAUUACGAUCUGCGAAACUGCUUCCUCCCAGACCUUUCGGGCUUGCAUGUCCGGAUUUACCAGUUCAACAAGCUGCUCCACCUACACUUGCCCGAGCUCUCGGCCUUUCUCGAUGGCCACGGCGUGGAACCCGCCUACGUCUCCCAAUGGUUCUUAUCCUUCUUCGCUGUCACCUGUCCCCUGCCAAUGCUUUUCCGGAUCUACGAUGUUAUCUUUGCCGAGGGGGCCUCGGAGACGAUAAUGAGGGUCGCGCUGUCGCUGAUGAGGAAGAACCAGGAGAAGAUCAUGGCUUGUUCGGAGUUCGAGGAUGUGAUGCAGCUGCUGCUGUCGAGAGGACUGUGGGAUGUUUUCCACUACAACGCCGACGAAUUCGUGACCGAGUUCGUGAGUAUGACUGGUAUGGUUACUCGGGAGAGUUUGCAAGCUCUGGAGGCGAGCUACGGAGAGGCCCAGAUUGCCGACACCGUUACGCCUACCGAGGUCGGAUCUGCUGCUUCGAGAUUCCUAGGUCGGCUCUGGACAGGCUCGAACUCGUCUACGAAGUCAACCAACCUCAGUCCGGCACUUACGACGCCAUCUCGACCGGCCAGCUUCUUGCAGAGGUCGUCAUCGAAGCAGAGCAUCGCUUCGACUUUGAACUCUAUGGAAGGUGGUGGAUCCGAAAGUAUUUUGAGCUCUUCGACCGACGCUACGUACGUCUCUCGAGACUCUUCGAAUACUGAUAACUCCUCCGUCCGAGCUCAGUCCGUCGGCUUCAACAGUUUGGUUUCGAAACCGAAUAAGGAUAAGAACUUGCAUGGUCAGAUCGAGGACCUGCUGGUGGCACUCAGUGAGUUGCAGAGGGAUCAUGCUAUUCUUGCAACGCAGCUGCAGAGAGAGAGGGAGGAGCGGGAUGAAGAUCGAAAUACGGUUCGCUUAUUGCUCGAUGGGUUGAGGAAGAAGUCGAGCUUGGAGACGGUGGGAAGUGGUUCAAGUUCGGAGAGUUCGGAAACCGUGAAGCCAGGUCCCGGGAUCAAAGAAGACGACGAAGAGGACCACGACCAGACCAUUCUCCCGGGAGUCGCGGAUGAUGAGACUCCCGCAGCGAACGAUCUUGCGGCUCUGCUCGACGUUGUGGAAGAUCGAUUCGCUCCACCCGCGGACAAUAGACGUUCUUCGAUCCUGCAAACGAAAUCUCAACUACGAGACGACAUUGUUCGUGCAAAAGAGCAGCUCAUUCACGAAUCGGCCAAGAGGCAAGAUUUGACACGUCAAUUGGCUGAGCACCAACAAGAGAUCCACAAUCUCAAAGACCAGGUGAGGGAGGGUCACACUCAGAUUCGAGCGGCUCACCAGGACAAACAGCGACUGGAGAGACAGGUGUCUGAGCUCAAAUCUCGCAGGUCGGCAGCCACAAGCCCCGAUGCCAGCCGAGAAAGCGAGAACGAUCGGUCGUCCGGCAACAGCGGGUUACGAGAAUUCAAACUCGGCCGCUCGCCUUCGAGUAGAUCGCAGAAAACGCCGGCGAUGUUCUCUAAGCGUACGUCCAGUCUGGUUCAUCUGAAAGAGAACGAGAUGCCACCGCCUAGUCCGCCACUGCCGCCAGAGCCCAGUCCGUCAAAGAUGAGUCAAGACGACACAGACGCUCUUGUUUUGGAGCUUGUGCAAGCUAAGACUGCGGAAGCGAUCGCUAAGCAGGAAGCCGAGGAGGCGAAGUUGAAACUAGAGAGCCUGAAGAAAUUGCUGGGGCAGAGUGGCGAUGGGGCGAGUGGCAAGCUGGAUAAAGCUACGCCUAGCACGGGAAGCCCGGUGAGUGCCUCUUCUGGCAAUGGACCGAGUAAUGGAGGCUAUGUGAGCCGACCGCAGCCGCAGAAUCAAGCCAGCGCUCCAGCGAGCGCGGUCUCGACGGUUGGUGGAGGAUUCUGGGCCGGCUGGGGCAAGAGGACCGUCAGCACUGACAAGAUGCCGGGCCUCUGA
Drepanopeziza brunnea f. sp. 'multigermtubi' MB_m1 is the source of this 3417-nucleotide messenger RNA. RefSeq lists its product as uncharacterized. The record is from RefSeq and is a predicted model, not a curated record. NCBI's taxonomy places the organism in Eukaryota, Fungi, Ascomycota, Leotiomycetes, Helotiales, Drepanopezizaceae.